Candoia aspera is the source of this 2560-nucleotide messenger RNA. It is a transcript of the gene SLC17A7, whose product is annotated as solute carrier family 17 member 7. The transcript has 12 exons. Gene Ontology annotation, molecular function: neurotransmitter transmembrane transporter activity; L-glutamate transmembrane transporter activity. NCBI's taxonomy places the organism in Eukaryota, Metazoa, Chordata, Lepidosauria, Squamata, Candoiidae. Gene Ontology annotation, cellular component: synaptic vesicle membrane; excitatory synapse. The record is from RefSeq and is a predicted model, not a curated record. The coding region runs from base 204 to 1937 and encodes 577 amino acids. Gene Ontology annotation, biological process: synaptic transmission, glutamatergic; monoatomic anion transport; regulation of synapse structure or activity.
UUAAAACGAGAAAAAUAAAGGCACCAGGCGAGAGGAACGGGUUGGGAUCGCUGUGCAACCUCCCUCUCCCACCAAGAAGCCUUCCCGAUGUGGUGGCGGAGUCUUUAACUGUUCACCUGCGUGUCUCCAAAGGUGGCACCGGGAAAGGAGCGGGGCAGAGGGUGCCCAGUGCUUCUUUCUUUUAGCGGAAGAAGCAAAACGCCAUGGAGUUUCGGAAAGAAGAGUUUAAGAAGUUGGCUGGGAGGACCUUGGGACAGAUAAACAGAAUUCUAGAACGGAAGCAGCCUGCCGGUGAGACCAUCGAGCUGACAGAAGAGGGGCGGCCUGUUGAAGUGACCGAGAAGCCCCAGCCCGUCAUAGACUGCACCUGCUUUGGCCUCCCUCGCCGUUACAUCAUUGCCAUCCUCUGUGGUCUGGGCUUCUGCAUCAGCUUUGGCAUCCGAUGCAACCUGGGUGUGGCCAUUGUCAGCAUGGUUAAUAAUAACACUGUCUACGAAGGGGAUAAAGUCGUUGUGAAGAAAGCUGAGUUCAACUGGGAUCCAGAGACAGUGGGCAUGAUCCAUGGGUCCUUCUUCUGGGGUUACAUCGUCACCCAGAUCCCAGGGGGGUUCAUAGCACAAAAAUUUGCAGCUAACAGGGUUUUUGGCUUUGCCAUUGUGGCAACCUCUACUUUGAACAUGCUCAUUCCCUCAGCUGCUCGGAUCCAUUUUGGCUGUGUGAUCUUUGUGAGGAUCCUGCAAGGGCUUGUUGAGGGAGUCACCUACCCAGCAUGCCAUGGUAUCUGGAGCAAAUGGGCACCCCCUUUGGAACGUAGCCGCUUGGCCACAACAGCUUUCUGCGGCUCUUAUGCAGGGGCGGUGGUGGCCAUGCCUCUUGCUGGGAUUCUAGUUCAGUAUUCAGGAUGGAGUUCUGUGUUCUACGUCUAUGGCAGCUUUGGUAUUUUCUGGUAUUUAUUCUGGCUGAUGGUUUCUUAUGAGAGUCCUGCACAGCACCCAACCAUCACAGAGGAAGAAAAGAAGUACAUAGAGGAAAGCAUUGGAGAAAGCGCCAGCCUUAUGAAUCCCCUCAUGAAAUUCAAAACUCCAUGGCGUCGGUUCUUCACAUCCAUGCCGGUGUAUGCCAUUAUUGUAGCCAAUUUUUGCCGGAGCUGGACAUUUUAUUUGCUCUUAAUCAGCCAGCCAGCCUAUUUUGAAGAAGUCUUUGGCUUUGAAAUCAGUAAGGUAGGGAUGCUUUCCGCUUUGCCCCACCUGGUUAUGACCAUCAUUGUACCCAUUGGAGGCCAAAUUGCUGACUUCUUGCGCUCACGGAGAAUUAUGUCUACCACAAAUGUCCGCAAGAUGAUGAACUGUGGGGGGUUUGGCAUGGAAGCCACGUUGCUCUUAGUAGUUGGUUAUUCCCACAGCAGAGGGAUGGCGAUUUCUUUUCUUGUUCUGGCUGUGGGUUUCAGUGGCUUUGCUAUUUCAGGAUUCAAUGUCAAUCAUUUAGACAUUGCCCCCCGAUAUGCCAGUAUCUUGAUGGGCAUCUCCAAUGGUGUGGGGACCCUGUCAGGUAUGGUGUGCCCACUCAUUGUUGGAGCAAUGACUAAACAUAAGACACGAGAAGAAUGGCAGUAUGUUUUCCUCAUUGCUUCUCUAGUACAUUAUGGUGGUGUCAUCUUCUAUGGGGUUUUUGCUUCUGGGGAGAAACAGCCCUGGGCUGAGCCAGAAGAAUUGACUGAAGAGAAAUGUGGCUUCAUCAACGAGGAUGAACUGGCUGACGAGGAAGAUGAAGCUGCCUGUAUGGCAGCCGGGGCAGGCAGCAGCUAUGGGGCCACCAAAAGUACCAAUUUUGCCAAUGGAGGUUGGACGGCUGAUUGGGACAAGAAGGAGGAAUAUAUACAGGAGCCUGGGAAAGAUUCCUAUAUGUAUGGCAUGCCGGGACAACGGGACUUGUCGUAGAGAUACCCCAUCCUCCACCGUCAUGUGAAGAUGGGGCCUUAGUUACAAUCCAUGGAAGUGAGGAGAAAGCCUCAUGCCCAGCCUUCUUCUCUACCUUCCACCCAUUACUUUAUCAUCCUAUCCUGCAACUUCCAUCCCAUUUCUGGUGUGUUGGCAACAACUGUCUGGACCCACUGAAAAUUGCCCUUCCCAGCAGCCUCCUGCACCUUGGUAAUGAUGCAUAAGCACCUACUUUCAAACCCUUACCUUUCCUUGUCCGCAGGCCACUGUACCUCCUGCACCGUCCACUCCUGCUGUAGGUUGAUGCUCCUUGAACCAAGGGGGUGAGUUAAAUUACACACACCCAUUACUCCUGAUUUCACCCCACCAUGCUUGGCUGAAAAGCUCUGGGGACACAGCAAAGACACUGUAACAUCAUCUAUUGAGUAUGAAAUGAAAACAUAGCUGAUGAGUAGACCACGCACUUUACAUGAGUGAGACCCCAGGUUCAAUCCCUAGGCCAGGUGGACCAUAUGAAACAAGUUGAUAUUUCAGUUUUCCCUCUGGACUUCUCAUAACUAGAAAAUGGAUUGGAGCCAGCUCCAGCUGUUCAGUUCUUUGCCUUAGACCAGUGUUUCUCAACC